AUGCACCAGAAUAUCAAGGCUCACGAGAGCAGGAAGCAGAUAUUUUCCAAGCAUGCAUCAAGAGAGAACCCUUUCCAGCAUCAACCAAAGCCAGCUACUGAGCCGCCACCUUGGUCAAAUUUGUUGAAUGCAUCUGAGAAUUUGCAACAAGAAUUGACAUUACCAUCAAAUGGAGCUCCUGUUAGCAAUCAACUAAGACGAAGGUUGGCUGUGGACAACACUCCAUCUCAGCAAAUGGAAAUGUCUAUGCUACAGCAGGUUGUUCCUCGGCAAGAAAACUAUAAUCAGAGUAGGUCAACUGCUCUGCACAAUGUGGAAUCUACUAUCACAGAACUUAGUGGGAUUUUCUCGCAUUUGGCUACAAUGGUUGCCCAUCAAGGGGAGCUUGCUAUCAGGAUUGAUGACAACAUGGAUGAGUCAUUGGCAAAUGUUGAAGGAGCUCACAAUUCUUUAUUGAGGAAUCUCAACCGAAUAUCAUCAAAUAGGUUAUCUGCUUCACCGCUUGAGUUUCAAUGCAGGACAAGAGACCAUAAACCCGUCCUAGGAUCCUUGUGUUCUGAUCUUAAUAAAGUCGAUUCUGAAGACGGAAAGCGAGAGAAAAUGGAGGUUUAUCCCCAAAAAGUAAAGGAAGCUUGCACGUAUAAUUGUUUUUUAAGGGAAGAAAUUGAAAAGGAGGCUUUUGAAGGGUUAGUAAUAGUAUCUUCUGCAUUGAAAACUGCCACCUUCUGCCAAUUCCAUGUUCAGAACCUGCAUUUAAGAGGACUUUCUCUAUAUUAUAAUAAUCUUGGAACAAUGUUACCCCAGAAGCAAGGUGAAGAAACCAUGAUGUCAAGCCUCAAUGAAACUAUUGAGCGUGAAGAGAGAGAGGAAGAGAAGGUGGGUGGUUCACAUUCCAGUUUGAGAAGCCUUCUGUGGCAUGGUGGGUCUGUUUAUGAUGCAUGGUUCAGCUGUGCCUCAAAUCAGGUUGCACAGGUUCUGUUAACACUGCCAUGCUCUUUCGCUCAGCUGGGAAUGCUUUCUGGCAUCAUAUUCCAAGUCUUCUAUGGAUUAAUGGGAAGUUGGACUGCUUAUUUGAUUAGCAUUCUGUACAUAGAGUACAGGAGCAGAAAAGAGAAAGAGAACGUCAACUUCAAAAACCAUGUCAUUCAGUGGUUUGAAGUGCUGGAAGGUUUACUAGGUCCAUACUGGAAAGCCGUUGGCUUGGCCUUCAAUUGCACUUUUCUUCUCUUUGGAUCUGUCAUCCAGCUUAUAGCUUGUGCAAGUAACAUAUACUACAUAAAUGACCACUUGGACAAGAGGACCUGGACUUACAUAUUUGGAGCAUGCUGUGCCACAACAGUGUUCAUACCUUCAUUUCACAACUACAGGAUUUGGUCUUUCCUUGGUCUUGGCAUGACCACAUACACAGCUUGGUACUUGACCAUUGCAGCCAUCGUUCAUGGCCAGGUUGAAAAUGUGACUCACACGGGCCCCAAAAAAUUGGUUUUGUAUUUCACGGGAGCCACCAACAUUCUCUAUACUUUCGGCGGGCACGCCGUCACAGUGGAAAUCAUGCAUGCAAUGUGGAAACCUCAAAAGUUCAAAUAUAUCUAUCUUUAUGCCACUCUUUUUGUAUUCACACUCACCCUACCAUCUGCCAUUGCGGUUUACUGGGCCUUUGGUGACCAACUCCUGGACCACUCCAAUGCCUUCUCUCUUCUCCCCCGCACUGGUUGGCGUGAUGCUGGUGUCAUCUUAAUGUUGAUUCACCAGUUUAUCACUUUCGGAUUUGCUUGCACACCAUUGUAUUUUGUGUGGGAGAAAGUGAUAGGAAUGCAUGACACAAAGAGCAUAUGUUUGAGGGCACUUGCAAGGUUGCCUGUGGUGAUACCAAUAUGGUUUUUGGCUAUUAUUUUCCCCUUCUUUGGCCCUAUUAACUCUGCUGUGGGGGCUCUUUUGGUUACCUUCACCGUCUAUGUCAUCCCUGCUUCUGCUCAUAUGCUCACUUACAGGUCUGCUUCUGCACGACAGAACGCUGCUGAGAAAUUGCCCUUGUUCAUCCCAAACUGGACUAUAAUGUAUGUGAUAAAUGCAUUUGUGAUGGUGUGGGUUCUAGUGGUGGGAUUUGGAUUUGGAGGGUGGGCUAGCAUGGCAAACUUCAUCAAACAGGUUGACAAAUUUGGACUCUUUGCCAAGUGCUACCAGUGCCCCCCGCAUAAAACCGCAGGUUCCAACCAAACACUGCAUCACUGA
Molecule: messenger RNA, 2232 nt
Organism: Sphenostylis stenocarpa
Lineage: Eukaryota; Viridiplantae; Streptophyta; Magnoliopsida; Fabales; Fabaceae
Source: the annotation of a GenBank genome assembly